Messenger RNA from Lolium rigidum, 3312 nucleotides. RefSeq names its product probable RNA-dependent RNA polymerase 1. Lineage: Eukaryota; Viridiplantae; Streptophyta; Magnoliopsida; Poales; Poaceae. The transcript has a single exon. Gene Ontology annotation, cellular component: nuclear RNA-directed RNA polymerase complex. The record is from RefSeq and is a predicted model, not a curated record. Gene Ontology annotation, biological process: siRNA processing. Gene Ontology annotation, molecular function: RNA-directed RNA polymerase activity; RNA binding. Bases 1 to 3312 code for a protein of 1103 amino acids.
AUGGGUGGGAAGACCAUUCAGGUAUCAGGUUUCCGUCGAACCGACAGCGCUGACAAGGUGAAGGAUUUGCUGGAACGAGUUGCUGGUGCCGGCACGGUCUACGCAGCCAAGCUCAGGCACCCAAGGAAUACCUCCGGAACUUCAAGACCUUUUGCUAUUGUUCAGUUUCAGACCGAGGCACAUGCUUCUUCUCUGCUGCUGCGUGCCACUCAAAAAAACGUGCUUCGCAUCGGAGGUUAUUAUCUGAAAGUCCGGCCUGCACAGCAUGACAUUGUUCCAAGACCAAGAACUGCCAUCUUUAAUCUACGGGACGAUGCAGCAGUACUGCAUUUUGGUUGCCUGCUGAGCCAAGGAGAGAUGUCUGUCUUAUGGAGUACUGGAAGAGGAGUCUCGGUUGAGUUUGGAUUUGGCAUGAAGAAGAUUUACUUCUACCUCUUACACGACUCGAAGAAAUACAAGCUUGAGCUUUCCUAUGAGAGCAUAUGGGAGAUCCAGCUUUACCUUCCACCAUCCCUUUGGUCGCAAACAAAGUUCCUAGUGAUUCAGGUACAGGCUGCUCCAAAAAUAUAUGAAAGAUCCAUGCCAUGCUCUUCUGCUCCAGACUUCUUCAACUAUUUUAGGGAUGGAAAAGAUGACGAAUGGACCAGAACAACUGAUUUCACUCCAUCAGCUAGCAUUGGGCAAUCAUACAUCAUGUGUCUAGAGGUGCCAUAUCUGUGUGAUCUCCCAAACAUUGAUGAGUACUUUGCUUACUAUACAACGCAUGAUUCUGACUUCCAUCGCCGGAGAGGGUAUCCGUAUUCUUGCCAUAGUCGCUUUGUUCCCAUUGUGAAAUCUUAUUACUACACUGAUAUCCCCUAUGAGAUACUCUUCAAGAUCAACCACAUGGUUCAGAAUGGGAUACUCAGUGGGCCAACACUUGAUGAGAGCUUCUUCCGUUCGGUCAGCCCAUCAAUUCAAUGUAUUGACCAUAUAAAGCUUGCACUUGAAAAGCUGCUAUACCGUAAAAAGACCUGCUUGAAUCCAACAAGCUGGUUGUCUGAACAAUACUCAAAAUAUCGGAGAUCACGCUCCAGGAUAACAUUACCUUGCAUAUCUCUGGAUGAUGAUGAUGGGCUGGUUCGGGUCUACAGGGUGCAAGUUACUCCUGCCAAAAUGUACUUUUAUGGUCCUGAGAUUAAUGUCUCCAAUCGUGUUAUACGGCAUUAUGCUGCUGACUUGGAUAACUUCCUUCGGAUUUCAUUUGUUGAUGAGGACUUUGAGAAGCUUCGCUCGGCAGACAUAUCACCUCGCUCUGCUUCCCGGAGAACUGCUCUAUAUGACAGAAUUAUGUCGGUCCUUUCAGAUGGCAUCACCAUCGGUGACAAGAAGUUUGAGUUUCUAGCAUUUUCUUCAAGCCAACUCCGAGAUAAUUCUGCAUGGAUGUUUGCUUCUCGCCCAGGGUUAUCUGCCAGUGGAAUCAGGCAGUGGAUGGGGAACUUCGCUGGCAUCAGAAACGUUGCAAAGUAUGCUGCAAGGCUUGGUCAGUCUUUUAGCGCCUCAACGGAAACCUUGAAGGUAGAAAAGUAUGAGGUGGAAGAAAUUCCAGAUAUAAAGAACGGUACGAAAUACGAUUUCUCUGAUGGGAUUGGAAAGAUUUCAGCUGAUUGUGCAAAACAAGUGGCCAAGAAGUGCAAACUCAACCGGUUUACUCCUUCGGCUUUCCAGAUAAGGUAUGGAGGUUAUAAAGGCGUCGUUGCUGUUGACCCAGGAUCACAAUGGAAACUUUCGUUAAGAAAAAGCAUGUUGAAGUUUGAGUCAGAAAAUAUCACACUGGAUGUCCUCGCCUAUAGCAAGUACCAGCCAUGCUUCCUGAACCGGCAGUUAAUCAGCCUUCUUUCGACCCUGGGAGUGAGAGAUAGCAUCUUUGAACUGAAGCAACGCGAAGCUGUGGAGCGGCUGAACAGAAUGAUCACUGAAUCCCAAGCUGCUAUUGAAGCGAUUGAACUUAUGCCCAUGCGAGAAAUAAGCAAUACCAUUAAAGGAUUGCUUUGCGGCGGGUACCAGCCUGAUCUUGAGCCAUUUCUAUCUAUGCUACUGCAAACCUUGAGAGCUUUUAAGUUGCUAGAACUGAAAACGAAGUCCAGGAUAUUCAUCCCACAAGGACAGGCCAUGAUGGGAUGCUUGGAUGAAACCCGCACGCUGAGUUAUGGAGAGGUAUUUGUGCAAGCCUCUUUUACUGCAAAGAAUGACAGUGAGAAGAAAGUUGUGACAGGAAAAGUUGUGGUUGCCAAAAACCCCUGCCUCCACCCGGGCGAUAUCCGUGUUCUCCAGGCUGUUGAUGUUCCUGCUCUGCACCACAUGGUCAACUGUGUUGUGUUCCCGCAGCAAGGGCCAAGGCCUCAUCCUAAUGAAUGUUCUGGGAGCGAUCUUGAUGGGGACGUAUAUUUUGUUUCUUGGGACCCAGAUCUCAUUCCAACUCGUAUGGUGGCCCCUAUGGACUAUACUCCAGCACCAACAGAAGAACUAGACCAUGAUGUCCGGAUGGAGGAAGUACAUGAAUACUUUGCAAACUACAUAGUUAACGAGAGUCUGGGGAUGAUCGCCAACGCGCACGUAGUCUUUGCGGACAAGGAUCCUCUCAAGGCCGAGAGCGAACCCUGCAUUGAGCUUGCCAAGCUCUUCUCAGUCGCGGUCGACUUCCCAAAGACAGGAGUGCCGGCUCAGAUCCCACCUCACUUUCACGUGAAGGAGUACCCUGAUUUCAUGGAGAAGCACGACAAAGAGACCUAUGUAUCCAAUGGAGUGAUCGGGAAGCUCUACAGGGAAAUCAAGUGGCAGAACCCUCGUGUCGACCACUUCACAAGGGACGUGGCAAAACUUUCCUAUGACACUGAUCUGAUCGUCGAUGGUUACCAAUAUCACAUCGAAGAAGCUGAGCAGUUCAAGGAAGACUACGACAUCAAGCUGGGCAACCUGAUGGACCACUACGGGAUAAAAACCGAGGCUGAGAUCAUCAGCGGAUGUGUUCUCAUGAUGGCCAAGAAUUUCAGCAGGAGCAGCGACAAUGAGGCUAUUGCAGGUGCGGUGAGAUCUCUGCGGAGAGAAGCGAGGUCAUGGUUCGGCGAGACGGAGGAUGAGGACGAGGAUUGGCGUAGUGUUCAGGAAGCCAAGGCGUCCGCUUGGUACCAUGUGACCUAUCACCAGGAGUACUGGGGUCGUUACAACCAAGAAUGUGAGCGGCCACACCUCAUAAGCUUUCCGUGGUGUGUCUGUGAUAUGCUGCUGAACAUCAAGCAUAGGAGGAUGCGAAGAAAGAGGACCAAAACAUGA